This is a messenger RNA of Miniopterus natalensis, 1548 nucleotides long. RefSeq names its product golgi associated olfactory signaling regulator (gene GFY). Lineage: Eukaryota; Metazoa; Chordata; Mammalia; Chiroptera; Miniopteridae. The record is from RefSeq and is a predicted model, not a curated record.
AUGAAAUCCUUCGGCCCCAUGCUCUUCCACCUCGUCUUCCUCCUCGCUGGGCUGGGUUCCCAGGCCGCGCCUUCGGCCUCGCCAACUGCGGGCUCCACCUUCCCGAGGAUGGGCCACUCCUCCGAGACCUUUCUUCAUGCUUCUGAAAAUUCCGCUCGAGACCAGCCUAACCCAGAAUCCCCUGAGCUUGCUUCUCCUGAGCCCUCCAAGGCGCCUCUUGCGGUCCCUCCUGAGCCCUCUCCCUAUAACUUCACUGACACCUCCAACUCUGACCUCCAAGAACCCCCACACCCAGAGUCUCCUGAGACCCCCAAACCUAACUCACUCAACACCUCAAUGUCAGAAACCCUGGAGACCCCUAAAAUUAGCCCCUCCCAAAUGACACGUCCAGAACCUUCUGAGACCCCCAAACUUGAACCGACUGAAAUCCCACACUCAGAAUCCCCUGAUACCCCUACACCGAAUUCUUCCAAAACUUUACACCCAGAAUUUCCUGGGACCCCGAAUCCUGACCCUACCCAAACUCCACGCCAAGAAUUCCCAGAGAUUCCCAAACUUAACUCCACUGAAAUGUCACACACAGAAGCCCCUGAUGCUGAACCCACCAAAACCCUUCACCCCCAGACUCCAGAAUUCCAUCAUGACCCCAACACCACUAAGACCCCAAACUCUGAAUUCCUUCAGACCCUGGACCCUGCCCCUGCCAACACCCCCCACCCAGAAUCCCGUGUAACCCACAACACCCGCCCCACUGAAAUUCCCCCAUCAAAAUUCCCCACAACCCACUACCAAGAUGCAACAGAGAUCGUCAUGGACUCUGACCCUGAACUCUCCACCAGUCUUCACCCAGAAACGCCUGCACGGUUCACGGGCCAAGCUACUGCCCUAAAUGAGCCGCCCCUGAACACCCAGCCAGAAACCCUUGCACCCGCCCAGCCCAACUCCCUUACAUUGCCGGCCUCAGAUUUUCCUGGGGCUGCUGAGGCCAGCGCCUCCCAAAACUCUAGCCCGAAAGGUCCAGAUGCCCCUCCUUCCUCAUCUCGGAUUGCCGGCCCCCCUGCUCCUCCAGGGUCCCCCAGUCAUCCCGCCCCUGCCACUCUGCGUGCCCCCCAGCGGCGCAGCCGAGGUGAGAGAGUCGACACUAUCAUCGUGGUGGAACGAGUGAAGGAGACCGGGGGGACCCCGGCGGGGCGCCCCUGGAGCCCGGCGGGCGGGGCCUUGUGCUUCUUCUUCGCUGGGACGGGGCUGCUGAUUGGCAUUUUCCUGCUGCUGUGGUGUCUCUACCGCCGCGCGACUCGACACCGGCCCUUCGCGCACCACAGGCUUCCAAACGACGGAGACGAGCCGGUUAUGCAUUUGGACACUCCGAAGGAGCCCUACGAUCUCUACUUUUAUGCGCCCGACGCUUGGAUCCCUUCACACAUCUCCACCAAGCAGCCGCCGCCCACUCCUCCCCUGCCGCCCAAGCUGCCCCCGCCGCCCCGCGGGGACCGCCCCCAGCGCCUGGAGCCGCUCUCCCCCGACGCGCUCCCCACCAACUUUGUGUGA